This is a messenger RNA of Sphaerodactylus townsendi, 1419 nucleotides long. Its product is annotated as talin-1-like. The annotation marks the transcript as partial. Gene Ontology annotation, molecular function: integrin binding; actin binding. NCBI's taxonomy places the organism in Eukaryota, Metazoa, Chordata, Lepidosauria, Squamata, Sphaerodactylidae. Gene Ontology annotation, biological process: platelet aggregation. The record is from RefSeq and is a predicted model, not a curated record. The transcript is spliced from 5 exons. Gene Ontology annotation, cellular component: focal adhesion; plasma membrane.
CUAGCCCACGCGAGCAUUUGGGCUGCUCUGGAGCCCCCUCUCCGCCUCUUGGUCCCAACCUGCCCUUCUCUCUCCCUCGCCACACAGCAGGCAGACGAGAGCCUCAACUUCGAGGAGCAGAUUCUGGAGGCUGCCAAGUCCAUCGCUGCAGCAACCAGUGCGCUGGUGAAGGCCGCCUCAGCCGCCCAGAGGGAGCUGGUGGCCCAGGGGAAGGUGGGGACCAUCCUGCAGCCAACGCCGGUGGAUGACGGGCAGUGGUCCCAGGGGCUCAUUUCGGCUGCCCGGAUGGUGGCCGCUGCCACCAACAACCUGUGUGAGGCAGCAAAUGCCGCUGUCCAGGGCCACGCCAGCGAAGAGAAGCUCAUCUCUUCGGCCAAGCAAGUGGCCGCCUCCACAGCACAGCUACUGGUGGCCUGCAAGGUGAAGGCCGACCAAGACUCAGAGGCCAUGAAGCGCCUGCAGGCUGCUGGCAAUGCCGUGAAGAGAGCGUCGGACAAUCUGGUGAAGGCAGCCCAGAAAGCAGCUGCCUUCCAGGAUCACGAGAAUGAGACCGUGGUGGUGAAGGAGAAGAUGGUGGGCGGGAUCGCACAGAUCAUUGCUGCCCAGGAAGAGAUGCUGCGCAAAGAGCGGGAACUGGAGGAGGCACGCAAGAAGCUGGCCAUGAUCCGGCAGCAGCAGUACAAGUUCCUGCCUUCGGAGUUGCGGGACGAAGGGCCGAAUUGAACCACCGGGCCCCCCGGCCUCUGCCUAGCCCUCUUCCCAAUUUAAUCGCAAGCCUUCUGAGCAUCCGUUGUGGGCAGGUUUUCUCCCCACGCUGGAGGGGGCCGAGACCUGCCUGCUGCUGCACCAGCAACUCUGCUCACCGCACAAGCCUCUGGGCCACGUCCCGGGCGGGGGUGGGGGGUGGGUGGGUGGAGUACCAUCUGGCCUCCUUCCUUUUCUCCCGGGAUCUUCCUUGUGCCUUGGCCAUUUGGCCUGCCCUCGUGGAGGAGGAGGGAUCCGCCACUCCUCUGUGCCUUCCUGUCGCGGCCUGACUGUGCAAUGCAGAAGGGGGCUGUCGCCUCGGCCGGCCCCCUCCCACCCUCUGGACCCACUGGAAGGAUGCCUCCUUUGCAGGCCUGCAUGUCUGCUGCUGCCAGCCUGGCAUGCCCUUCCACCCGGUUCUGCCUCACUCUCCCAGCUGGUGCCUCCCCCGCUGCUGCUGCUGCUGCUCAUUGGUUUCCCAAGUGCCUGCCUGGCCGGCCCCACUGUGGUUGGCUGAGGUGCCCAAUUCUCCCCCCCCCCCCGGCUUCACCCGGCAGUAACUCUGCGGCUCUGAGCUGAAGCUCCUCUCUCCCCACGGCUUCUUUUCAGGAUCCGCCACCUGCUGCAGCAUCUCCCCUUUUGUAAUUUUGAUAUGUCAAUAAAGCUGCCUCUGUA